This is a messenger RNA of Equus caballus (horse), 3191 nucleotides long. RefSeq names its product magnesium transporter 1 (gene MAGT1). Lineage: Eukaryota; Metazoa; Chordata; Mammalia; Perissodactyla; Equidae. Gene Ontology annotation, cellular component: oligosaccharyltransferase complex. The record is from RefSeq and is a predicted model, not a curated record.
GCCGUGACGUAAUGUGAGGGGUCGCCCGGCAGGGCUGAGCAGGACCAAUGAGGAGGGGUCAGGGGCUGGUUUGCCUGUUCUCACGCCCAACCCUGAGCCCCAGCCCGGGGAAAGUUUCUCUUCUGGGAGGGAGAGGAGCGAACAUGGCAGCGCGUUGGUGUCUUUGGUGUGUUUCUGCGACCGUGGCGGUGGCGCUGCUCGUGUGCGGGGUUCCCUCAGCCUCUGCCCAAAGAAAGAAGGAGAUGGUGUUAUCAGAAAAGGUUAGUCAACUGAUGGAAUGGACCAAUAAAAGACCUGUAAUAAGGAUGAAUGGAGACAAGUUUCGCCGCCUUGUUAAAGCCCCACCAAGAAACUACUCCGUUAUUGUCAUGUUCACUGCUCUCCAGCUUCAUAGACAAUGUGUUGUGUGCAAGCAAGCUGAUGAAGAAUUCCAGAUCCUGGCAAACUCCUGGCGAUACUCCAGUGCAUUUACCAACAGGAUAUUUUUUGCUAUGGUGGAUUUUGAUGAAGGUUCUGAUGUAUUUCAGAUGCUAAACAUGAAUUCAGCUCCAACUUUCAUCAACUUUCCUGCAAAAGGGAAACCCAAACGGGGUGAUACAUACGAGUUGCAGGUGCGCGGUUUCUCAGCUGAGCAGAUUGCCCGGUGGAUUGCUGACAGAACUGAUGUCAAUAUUAGAGUAAUUAGACCCCCAAAUUACGCUGGUCCCCUUAUGUUGGGAUUGCUUUUGGCUAUUAUUGGUGGACUUGUGUAUCUUCGAAGAAGCAAUAUGGAAUUUCUCUUUAAUAAAACUGGAUGGGCUUUUGCAGCUUUGUGUUUUGUGCUUGCUAUGACGUCUGGUCAAAUGUGGAACCAUAUAAGAGGACCACCGUAUGCUCAUAAGAAUCCUCACACGGGACAUGUGAAUUAUAUCCAUGGAAGCAGCCAAGCCCAGUUUGUAGCUGAAACACACAUUGUUCUUCUGUUUAACGGUGGGGUUACCUUAGGGAUGGUGCUUUUAUGUGAAGCUGCUACAUCUGACAUGGAUAUUGGAAAGCGAAAGAUAAUGUGUGUGGCUGGCAUUGGACUCGUUGUAUUAUUCUUCAGUUGGAUGCUCUCUAUUUUCAGAUCUAAAUAUCAUGGAUAUCCAUAUAGCUUUCUGAUGAGUUAAAAAGGAUGCCAGAGAUAUGUAGACACUGGAGGAAUGGAAAUCGGAAAAUGAAAAACGUGUGUGUGUUUGAAAAGAAGAAGGCAAUUUGUGUAUUUUGUAUUACCUCUUUUUUUUCAAGUGAUUUGAAUAGUUACUCCUUUAACCAAAGACGAUGUGUAGUGCCUUAACAAGCAAUUUCCUGUCAAAAUCAUGAAGUAUUUGGAUACCAUUCUCCUCUUAAUCUUCCCUUCCCAAUGAACUUUAUGGAACAUUUAAUUUAGUAGAAUUAAGUAUAUUAUAAAAAUUUAAAAACUACUACUUCAUUUUAAUUAGAACAAGGUUCAAAACUGCUUAGUUAACUUUUGGCCAUGUAACUUUAUAUUAUCUUAUCCAAAGAUGGAGAAAAAAGUUCUGACCAGGUCUUCCUGCAUAUGCCUGUGACAGAUAACUGCAUCAGGAAUCCAUUCUGAGCUUUUCCAUCUUCGCGUGGAUGUGUAUACUUUGCACAUCUUUCGUUUUGGGCAGAGAAAUCAUGUGUGCUAUGUGGUCUUCUGAAAAUGGAAUUAUCAUUCUUCAGAGUACACAUCUAGCCUUUAGAAAAAAAGACUAGCCAAUCCUCCUCUUCCUCCAUCUUUCCUACUGGAAUACAGUGCUAUCUAUGCUUCUUGGUAGCUGUAGGCAUUAAAAAGUAUCCCUAAAUAGAGGAAUAUGAUUUCUGCAUGAGUGUGGUGUUAACUACAUUGUAUUUGGAAGGAUUUCAGGUUCAUUCUGUCUCCCUAGUUUUCUUUUAUUUAGGCUGGGCCCCUCUCUAAUGAAAAUGUACCAUAGUGCUAAGAUCAGUAUAACUUAAAAGUUGUCUAAAAUGUUUCUGCAAAUUAGAGAUUGUCAGCAUUUAAUUUGUACCUAAGGAAAAAAAAUAAUCUCAUCUGGUUAAGUUGAUUUCUGUAUUACAGUUACAACAUAUUUUAUUGACCCUUGUGUUUAGGAAAAGGGCUCCCCUAGAUUGGGAAAAGAAAAUCCUGCAAUAUUGAGUUGUUGCCUGUGAAGAGAAAGUAAAUGUUUUUUGGAAGCUGUUCUGUGUUCGCUAUUGUUUUAGCCUUCACUCUCUCACUUUAAGUGGAGAAACAAAGUCAACAGUUGAAAAGGUUUUGAGUCUUGUCCUUUUUUCUCUUAGUGGAAAUAACCGUAUCUGCUAACCAAAUUUCUGUGAACAGUUAAAGUUGAGAGUUAUCAUUAGGUCUAGCUAUAACCAUAACACCCCCAUAGUUAUGAAGAGUAUCCUGAAAUGCCACUAUUAUGGAAAUAUGAGAAUUAUGAUUGUGAAAAAAAUUUUUAAAGCAAUCUUAGAAGUAUUACAUUAAAAUAAUACUGUGACUGCCUGCUACUAUUCACCAUCUGAUAACCCUCCCGUGUGGUCUAGAAGUCUUAUAUAAUACCAGAAAGAGAUGGCUAUAAUUGCCUAAGAAGAAAUGCUUUCUGUGAGCUUUCUGUUAGUAGAUUUUGUGGGUGGGGGAUAUAUUUGACAUCUUACUCUUCAGUGGAGUUAAUUUUUGUUAAUUACUCCCAUGUAAAUCAUGUGAUUCUAGAUUCCUUAUCUGCUGUUCUUGUACUUGUCUCAGGCCAAAUAAAUUUAUGCUGUGAUUCUUACAAGACUUAGAUGAAGAUGCCCUAAUUUGUACAGAAUGACCAAGGUAAUACUACUGCCAUGUAAUCUGUAUAGCUCCAAAUAAUUUGCCAUGAGCAUUGAAAGAAUGAGUGUUUUGUAUUUGUUUUGUCUCCCUUAAGAGCACAUUCUUCUUCUGUAAGGAGAAAAAUUACAUUCUGGCUAAAAUUUGUGGAAAGCAGAUUUACUACACUUAGAAUAGUGUUGCUUUUAUUGAAAUUUUGAAAUUAGCUUUCAUCAGAAGUGCCUUAAGUAGAUUCUUAAUUUUCUAGUAAUGGUUUAAAUAUUAUUUGUUAUGCAUUUUUAAAAUACCAUUCAAAAUGAUACAUUGUAGUGGCAAAGAUAACCAAAUGUCUGGCUGUUUGCUUCUUGACCAUAUCAAUAAAAUUUUACAAUCUAAA